AUGAUACUAGGUCAGAUCUCAUAUCUCGACUGCGCUGUCUUCUUCAUCUUCCUAGCACCGCAAUUACUAACCCAUGUCGGCAUUUGGCGGACAGCAACAUGGCUUCUUGGGGCUUUGCCAUCGUUGACGAUGCAAGUCCUAAUUCUUCCAUAUCAAUUCGUACGAGAACGAUACUUAACUCCUUAUGAAUACCGAAGUCCAUUUGUGCAGCGGGCAACCUUUUUUCAAGACAUCGUUAUCCGCUGUGUUCGAUAUGCAUUUGCCUUCAUGCCAGCGUUUCUAGGACGUGUUUUCUUUUCUAAGGCCGUGGCACUACCCUUUCUUCGCUUUCGCAUGCUCCGCCAUGGCUUCCUCUCCUCACCCCUUGCGUGGAGCGAGAUAGACCGCCCUGGCUUUCGUGGGAUAUGGAUUACGAGUAAUCAACUAGAACAGCCCGACAUCGUCGUCUACUACUGCCACGGUGGUGGCUUCUCCAUGGGCUCAUGCUACUUCUACAUGGAGUUUCUUCUUGCAUGGGUAAGCUUGCUCAAGGAUGCUGGGUACAGGAACCCAGCGUUAUUUGCCCUAGAAUAUACCCUCGUCCCUGAUGCCGUUUACCCCACUCAAUUACAGGAAACGCUAGCAGGCUACAAGUACGUGCUCUCUAUCGCACAGGACUCGAGUCGCAUUUGCGUUGGAGGGGAUUCAGCAGGUGCAACCCUAAUCCUUAGUUUCCUUCUCUACAUCACAGAUCACCCCGAACUCCGUCACCAGAGCCCUGGAUUUGCCAUCAUGAUCUCCCCAUGGGUCACAAUUAUCUCACGGAACAACCGAAACACCGCUAGCGAUUACCUCAACUCUAAUAGUCUUGAUCUCUACGGUCGUCAGUACAUUGGACCGAAAGUACCAGCCGACGAUCCACUCGUGUCACCUGGCAACUGUACGGAUAUAAUGAAGUGGACACGCGCCAGUCCGGAGAGGGGGUGGUACUUCAUUUACGGGUCCGAGGAGGUACUUGGCCCUGAGACACGAGCGCUCAUUGCAUUGCUAAGGAUGGCCGGGGUGCCCGUUCAGGCUCACGAAGAAAGAGGCGGUAUUCACGCAUGGCCAGUCGCUUCACUUUAUUUGGCCGAUACAAAAGACGAAAGAUUGCAUGGGCUUCAAGCUAUUGUGAGGGCGACUCGCAGCCGUAUAUUAUAUCACCAGCUUUCGGAUCGAAUUUGUACCAAGGCUUAA
Molecule: messenger RNA, 1215 nt
Organism: Lindgomyces ingoldianus
Lineage: Eukaryota; Fungi; Ascomycota; Dothideomycetes; Pleosporales; Lindgomycetaceae
Product: alpha/beta-hydrolase
Exons: 4
Coding region: 1-1215 (404 amino acids)
Molecular function (GO): hydrolase activity
Source: RefSeq, a predicted model, not a curated record